AUGGUCACAACGAACUCGCCAUCGGGUUCAUCGACGUCUUCGUCGCCGGUACAGAAGAACGUCGCACUUGAGAAUGACUUUGCGGUUUCUCCGGCAACAGAGGCGCCGGGCUUCGCCGACCUCCUCGUCAAGUCUAUCUUUGAGCCCGGAGCGAACGCGGCUGUUGUCAUGGCAAUGAAUGUCUGCUUCUUCCUCCUGGUCAUCACUCUCGUCGGCCUGGCGGCCAUCACUAACUGGGACUGGCACGUCCUGGCCCUCCUGACCACGUCGGUCAUCCUGUGGGCUGCAAUGGUCUGGUUCAUCAUGAUGGCCACGGCGGUGCAAACCAACCCCGAGAACAUGCCCAACACGGACAUGACGAUCCCAGCCGACGACGCGUCGCCACCAGAAACGCGCAAGGACCAAUAG
Messenger RNA from Cutaneotrichosporon cavernicola, 408 nucleotides. RefSeq lists its product as uncharacterized. The coding region runs from base 1 to 408 and encodes 135 amino acids. Gene Ontology annotation, biological process: vacuolar proton-transporting V-type ATPase complex assembly. The record is from RefSeq and is a predicted model, not a curated record. Gene Ontology annotation, cellular component: endoplasmic reticulum membrane. The transcript has 4 exons. Lineage: Eukaryota; Fungi; Basidiomycota; Tremellomycetes; Trichosporonales; Trichosporonaceae.